Molecule: messenger RNA, 1572 nt
Organism: Triticum turgidum subsp. durum (durum wheat)
Lineage: Eukaryota; Viridiplantae; Streptophyta; Magnoliopsida; Poales; Poaceae
Source: the annotation of a GenBank genome assembly
AUGGAUCCGCGCGCCAGGUACCCUCCCGGAACCGGCAACGGUCGCGGCGGGAACCCUAACUACUACGGCCGUGGCCCGCCGUUGUCGCAGAACAACCACCACCACCACCACCAGACGUCGGCGGCGCACCAGCAACAAUACGUGCAGCGCCAGCCGCAGCCGCAGCCGCAGCAGCACCACCAAAAUAACCAGCAGCAGCACCACCACCAAAGUAACCACCAGCAGCAGCAUCACCAAAAUCACCACCAGCAGCAGCAGCAACAGCAGCAGCAGUGGCUGCGGCGAAACCAGAUCACCGCGGCCGGGACCAGCGGGCCCAAGGUCGUGGCGCCACCCCCAGCGGCGGUCGGCAACGAUCCUAGUUCACAAGAUUGGAAGGCCCAACUGAAGCUUCCACCCGCAGAUACACGAUUCAGGACAGAGGAUGUUACUGCCACCAAAGGGAAUGAGUUUGAAGAUUAUUUUCUUAAGCGUGAACUCCUGAUGGGAAUAUAUGAGAAAGGAUUUGAAAAGCCCUCUCCAAUCCAGGAAGAAAGCAUUCCUAUUGCAUUAACUGGUAGUGAUAUUCUUGCUAGAGCAAAAAAUGGAACUGGCAAGACUGCUGCAUUUUGUAUUCCUGCACUGGAAAAGAUCGACCAGGACAAAAAUGCUAUUCAAGUUGUUAUAGUUGUUCCCACAAGGGAAUUGGCUCUACAGACAUCGCAAGUUUGCAAAGAGCUUGGCAAGCACCUGAAGAUCCAAGUUAUGGUCACCACUGGUGGAACUAGCCUGAAGGAUGACAUUGUUCGUCUAUAUCAACCUGUCCAUUUACUUGUUGGAACGCCUGGACGUAUUUUGGACCUUACGAAGAAAGGUGUUUGCAUCUUGAAGGACUGUUCAAUGCUUGUUAUGGAUGAGGCAGACAAGCUUCUCUCUCCUGAAUUUCAACCUUCCAUAGAGCAGUUGAUCCGUUACCUUCCAGCGAGUCGACAGAUUUUAAUGUUUUCAGCAACAUUCCCUGUGACUGUCAAGGAGUUCAAGGAUAAAUAUCUGCCUAAACCUUAUGUUAUUAACCUCAUGGAUGAACUUACACUGAAGGGAAUUACACAAUUCUAUGCUUUCGUAGAAGAAAGGCAAAAAGUUCAUUGUCUUAACACCCUCUUUUCCAAGCUUCAAAUAAAUCAGUCAAUAAUAUUCUGCAACUCUGUAAAUCGUGUUGAGCUAUUAGCGAAAAAGAUCACGGAGCUUGGUUACUCUUGCUUCUACAUCCAUGCAAAGAUGCUGCAGGACCACCGUAACAGAGUAUUCCAUGAUUUCCGCAAUGGGGCAUGCAGGAACCUUGUUUGUACAGAUCUUUUCACAAGGGGGAUAGAUAUUCAAGCUGUUAAUGUUGUUAUCAAUUUUGAUUUCCCCAAGAGCUCUGAAACGUAUCUCCACAGGGUUGGUAGAUCUGGGAGAUUCGGUCACCUUGGUUUGGCUGUGAAUUUGAUCACCUACGAGGAUCGCUUUAACUUGUAUAGGAUUGAGCAGGAGCUCGGAACUGAGAUAAAACCAAUUCCCCCUCAGAUAGACCAGGCCAUAUAUUGCCAAUGA